GCCGCCCCACCCGCAGCGGCUCCCUGGAGCGGGGGAGAGUGAAUCACGUUAAAGGAACGUUCAAGCCACCAGAGAGGAAACAAGAGAAAAGCAUCCUUUGGUCGACUUAAACAAACGCACAAGGUGAGGGUAGAGAGUUAAGUUUUAUUUGGGGUAAAAUGAGGACGGCAGCCCGGGAGACAGCAUCCCAGAUACCUCUGAGAACCCGCUCCAGAGAGGCAGGGGGACGGUCAGUGUAUAUGUGAUUUUGGUGAAAGGGAAAAACGUGCAGUCAAGCACACACUGUUCACAGAAGGUUCUGCUAGUCUCGUGGAGAUUAUUACUAGUCCUGAGGAGCAGUCGUCACCAUGAAGGAUUUGGGUGUUUUCCUACAUAUGAGGAGAUACAGGAAUUGGGCUCAUAAAGUUGGCUCCUGAAAAUAUCUAUCUGAAGACCUGUUCUGCCAGUUUCUUUUCCAGAGCGCAGAGGGCCUCGUUUCAGCUCUCCGCCCUGAACACCUUCAGGCGGCGUUGGAGGUCCGCAGCUGCAGCAGCGCGCGGUUGAACCUUUGUAGGGGUAGACGGCAGGUGCCAAUGGCGAGCGCCAGUUGUCGUGGACACUUUUCAGCCUCCUCUCUCCCGCUCUCCACAUUCUGCUUCUCUGCUCAGCGGCUUUCUCCCUCUCCCCCUCUGUCUCUGUCCCUCUCGUCUGGGUUUUCCUUUGGGGUCAGGGACUCGGCUGACUCUGCCACGGGUCCCCAGGCACGGCGGGCAGCAGGGGCCACCAACAGGAGAGGAGACCUCACGGGGCGACAGCCACGGCACAGCGUGGUCCUCCGGAGCCGCCCCUGCCUCCCCCGCCCUUGGACCCCUGCACUCCUGCGGUGCUGCCCCCGGGAAGUGCAGUGGCGUGGGAGGGAGCCCGGGAUGGCGGAUGAGAUCACCAAGGCUCAGGCCGCCCGGCCUGGGAGCAACACGAUCUUCAGGAAGAUUGUUCGCAAGGAAAUCCCGGCCAAAAUCGUGCAUGCGGACGACCAGUGUCUUGCUUCCCGUGACAUUUCCCCUCAAGCGCCGACACAUUUUCUGGUGAUACCCAAGAAACAUACAUCCCGGACUUCAGCAGCCGAAUGUGGUGAUGAAAGUCUUCUUGGACAUUUCAUGACUGUUGGCAAGAAAUGUGCUGCUGAUCUGGGCCCGAGGAAGGGGCAUGGAGUGGUGGUCAGUGAAGGUUCAGAUGGGGGACCGUCUCUCUACUGUGUUCACCUCCGUGCUCUCGGAGGUCGGCAGAUGAAUCAGCCUCAUGGUUAAGCGAGUUGUAGGGAUAAGUUUCCCUUCUCUGUGCAGUGAUCAGGUUUGCAACUUCCAAUAUGCUAAACAGUACUUUUUUUUUGCCUGUGUAUGGAGAGAUUGCAGAAAUAAUUGUAAAAACUCAUACAUAAUAAAAGACAUUGUUGCAU
Hippopotamus amphibius kiboko is the source of this 1435-nucleotide messenger RNA. RefSeq names its product adenosine 5'-monophosphoramidase HINT1-like. The coding region runs from base 573 to 1286 and encodes 237 amino acids. The transcript has 2 exons. Gene Ontology annotation, biological process: purine ribonucleotide catabolic process. The record is from RefSeq and is a predicted model, not a curated record. Gene Ontology annotation, molecular function: hydrolase activity. Gene Ontology annotation, cellular component: cytoplasm; nucleus. NCBI's taxonomy places the organism in Eukaryota, Metazoa, Chordata, Mammalia, Artiodactyla, Hippopotamidae.